This is a messenger RNA of Scophthalmus maximus (turbot), 5444 nucleotides long. RefSeq names its product DEAH (Asp-Glu-Ala-His) box polypeptide 38 (gene dhx38). Gene Ontology annotation, cellular component: spliceosomal complex; intracellular anatomical structure. Gene Ontology annotation, molecular function: ATP binding; RNA binding. Gene Ontology annotation, biological process: mRNA splicing, via spliceosome. The coding region runs from base 330 to 4082 and encodes 1250 amino acids. The transcript is spliced from 28 exons. The record is from RefSeq and is a predicted model, not a curated record. NCBI's taxonomy places the organism in Eukaryota, Metazoa, Chordata, Actinopteri, Pleuronectiformes, Scophthalmidae.
CGAACACGGAGCAUUGUGGGAUUGCAAUGGCUGCCGUCUUUGCCGUUGUAAACACACGUCUUGUUUACGAAAGUCGCACUUUAGAUAAUUUCCAGUGACCGUCACGGGUCGCUCGUCUCCCGGACCGUUUACUCUCCACCGUCUGAACUUAAACCCCCCGUUUGUUCCGAGGGUUUCCGAGUUUGUGGCGCAAAGAAUCAAGCGGCGGCUCCGCGCGGUUAGCAGCCGGCCUCGGCUCAGCUAACGCUAGCUGCGCCAUCCGAGCAUCUUCUCUAAGUUAUGAUCAAGGAGAGAUGCCAUCAUUUCAAGUUCUCAAAUGUGAAAGAUAGAUGAUGGAUGACGAUGUGUCCAUCCAUAGGCUGGAAGGGACUGAUCCAGAUGCUCAGGUCGGCGGUCUCAUCGUGAAGAAGAAGACCGCAGCUGCAGAGCCCCACGUUUUCCGGGCACCCACUCCGCGCACGUCUCUGCUGGGCUUGGAUCUGCUGGCAGCCCAGAAGAGGAAGGAGCGUGAGAGUAAGGAACAGGCAGAUGCUAUUGGUGAAGACGCAAACAGAAAGAAGUCAAAGGUUUCCUCCUACCAGGACUGGGAGGAAAGUAAAAGUGACUCUGGGUCUGAUGAAGAAGACGAUGAUAAGGACACAGGUGCUAAGAAGGAGAGCAGGAAAUAUCGUGUGACUGGCUCCGAGACCCCCUCAAGCCCCGGAGGGGUCAGUGAAGAGUUCAAACGCAGACACCAGCAGAGAGAGAAGGACAGACGAGAGCACGGAGUCUACGCUUCCUCCAAAGAGGACAAGAACCGAGAGCGAGACAGAGAAAGGAGCAGGGAUAAGGGCAGAGACCGAAAGAGUGAACGAGAUGAGCGAGAGAGUGGCAAUAGUCGGGGAGGCAGCAGUAGCAGGUCAGAGAGGAGUGAACGCUCACAGAGAGAUGGUUGGUCCGAUCGCAUCAGCCGGGGGAGCAAGAGAGAUGAACCCCUGACACCACAGCAUCGCCCAAGAGAUGCUUUCACACCUUCACGCUCAAACUGGGAGGAGGAUGACAGCGGUUACGCCAGUUCAAGACAUUCCCAGUGGGAAUCUCCGUCCCCUGCCCUGUCUAACAAAGAGUCCGACCGCUCAGAGCGAAGCCAUCGUUCUGGCCGAGAUAGUGAGAGGAGGGACAGGUCAGUCAGAGGACGCUACCCUGACGACACACCCCUGCCAACCCCGUCCUAUAAGUACAACGAGUGGGCCAACGACAGAAAGCACCUGGGUUCUACUCCUCGUUUAUCACAAGGAAAAGGUAGAAAAGACGGUGAGGGAGGAAUUAUGUUUGACAAUGAGGGUGAGAAAGAACAGUGGGAGGAGGACCAGAAGCAAGCUGACAGAGACUGGUACAUGAUGGAUGAAGGCUAUGACGAGUUCCACAACCCUUUCACUACUACAUCUGAGGAAUAUAUAAAGAAAAGAGAACAAAUCCUUCAGAAGCAGACUCAGAAAAGAAUAUCUGCACAGAAGCGACAGAUCAAUGAGGAUAAUGAGCGGUGGGAGACCAACCGUAUGUUGACCAGCGGCGUGGUGCAGAGGUUGGAGGUGGAUGAAGACUUUGAGGAGGACAAUGCUGCUAAGGUUCACCUGCUGGUUCACAAUCUGGUCCCUCCUUUCCUGGAUGGAAGAAUAGUUUUCACUAAACAGCCAGAGCCCAUCAUUCCUGUGAAAGAUGCAACCUCUGACAUGGCCAUCAUCGCUCGAAAGGGCAGCCAGCUUGUCCGUAAACACCGUGAACAGAAAGAACGAAAGAAGGCACAGCACAAGCACUGGGAGUUGGCAGGCACCAAGUUGGGAGACAUCAUGGGGAUCAAGAAGAAGGAGGAUGACGAUGGAGGCAAAGGAGUAGGCGAGGACGGCAAAGUAGACUACAGAACAGAGCAGAAAUUUGCAGACCACAUGAAAGACAAGAAUGAGGCCAGCAGUGAGUUUGCCAAGAAGAAGACUCUUCUGGAGCAGAGACAGUACCUGCCCAUCUUUGCUGUCAGGCAGCAACUUCUUAACAUCAUAAGGGACAACAGCAUCGUGAUUGUUGUCGGGGAGACGGGUAGUGGGAAGACCACCCAGCUGACCCAGUACCUGCAUGAGGAUGGCUACACCAGCUACGGCAUGGUGGGUUGUACUCAGCCCAGGAGAGUGGCAGCCAUGAGCGUGGCCAAGAGAGUCAGCGAGGAGAUUGGCACCAACCUUGGAGAGGAGGUGGGCUACGCAAUCCGUUUUGAGGACUGCACAUCAGAGAAAACUCUGAUAAAGUACAUGACUGACGGUAUCCUGCUCAGGGAGUCGCUGAGGGAGUCCGACCUGGACCACUACAGUGCCGUUAUCAUGGACGAGGCUCACGAACGAUCCCUGAACACUGAUGUACUGUUUGGAUUAUUACGUGAGGUUGUAUCUCGGCGCACUGACUUGAAACUCAUCGUUACCUCUGCAACUAUGGACUCAGACAAGUUUGCAGCAUUUUUUGGCAACGUGCCAAUAUUUAAUAUUCCAGGAAGAACAUUUCCAGUAGACAUCUUGUUUAGCAAGACACCUCAGGAAGACUAUGUGGAGGCAGCAGUGAAGCAAGCCCUGCAGAUCCACCUCAGCGGGUUGAUGGGAGACAUCCUCAUCUUCAUGCCUGGGCAGGAGGACAUCGAGGUGACGUCAGAUCAGAUCGUGGAGCGGUUGGAGGACUUGGAGAACGCUCCAGCUCUUGCUGUGCUUCCCAUUUACUCCCAGCUGCCGUCUGACCUCCAGGCCAAGAUCUUCCAGAAGGCUCCAGAUGGUGUGAGGAAAUGCAUUGUUGCUACAAACAUUGCUGAGACUUCGCUCACUGUGGACGGCAUCAUGUUUGUUGUGGAUGCAGGAUACUGCAAACUCAAGGUUUUUAAUCCUCGCAUUGGAAUGGAUGCACUGCAGGUUUAUCCCAUCAGCCAGGCUAAUGGCAACCAGCGUGCAGGCAGAGCAGGACGUACAGGACCUGGCCAGUGCUACAGGCUUUAUACUCAAAGCGCAUUUAAGAAUGAGAUGUUGACCACCACCAUACCAGAGAUCCAGAGGACCAACCUCGCAAAUGUGGUCCUGCUGUUGAAGUCUCUGGGGGUCCAGGAUCUGCUCCUCUUCCACUUCAUGGAUCCACCGCCGGAGGACAACAUGCUCAACUCCAUGUACCAGCUCUGGAUCCUGGGGGCUCUGGACAACACAGGUGCUUUGACACCCACAGGGCGACUGAUGGUGGAGUUUCCCCUUGACCCAGCACUCUCCAAGAUGCUGAUUGUCUCCUGCGACAUGGGCUGCAGUGCCGACAUCCUCAUCAUCGUAUCCAUGUUGUCUGUGCCGGCCAUCUUUUACAGACCUAAGGGUCGUGAGGAGGAGAGUGACCAGGUGAGGGAGAAGUUUUCUGUGCCAGAGAGCGACCACCUCACCUACCUGAACGUGUACAUGCAGUGGAAGAACAACAAUUACUCCAGCGUCUGGUGCAAUGAGCACUUUAUCCACACUAAGGCCAUGCGCAAGGUUCGUGAGGUGCGCUCCCAGUUGAAGGACAUCAUGGUGCAGCAGAGGAUGAACCUGAUUUCCUGUGGCUCAGACUGGGACAUCAUUAGGAAGUGCAUAUGUGCCGCCUACUUCCACCAGGCCGCCAAGCUCAAGGGUAUUGGGGAGUAUGUGAAUGUGAGGACAGGCAUGCCCUGCCACCUCCAUCCUACGAGCUCUCUGUUUGGUAUGGGCUACACUCCCGACUACAUCAUCUACCACGAGCUCGUCAUGACCACCAAGGAGUACAUGCAGUGUGUCACCGCAGUGGAUGGAGAGUGGCUGGCCGAGCUGGGACCCAUGUUUUACAGCAUCAAACACGCAGGAAAAAGCAGACAGGAGAACCGUCGGCGGGCCAAGGAGGAGCUCACCAGCAUGGAGGAGGAGAUGUCGAUGGCUGAGGAGCAGUUGAAGUCGCGUCGAGAGGAGCAGGACAAGAAGAGCAACACAGGCAGUGUUAAGGCGGUGAAGAUCUGCACACCAGGAAGAAAAGAGGAGGUUCCCAUGACACCCAGACGCACCCCUGCCCGCUUCGGACUGUAGAAUCCCUCCUGGUAGUUAAAGCACAUCGACCACCAACCACGCCGGCUUCUUAGAACGGAUUGUCAUCUAGACCUGGACCACACCAGCACAAGGAAACCCACGCUUCCAGCCGCCGUUUGUCCCAGAAUCACCUGCAGUUCCUGUAUAGACCACUAGAGUGAGAACUUGUAUAAGGCACAAGUCUCAAAGAUGAGCCAGGACCAUGAAAAAAAAAAAACAUCAGCCAGCUGUUUCCAUAAUACAUUUUGACAAAGACUGAAUUGUGUGUUUUUUUUUUACAUAGACUGCAUUUACAUAUGAUCAUCACUCAGAAGUGUUUUUACGGGCAUCUCUAGAAGGAUUUUACCUUAGCUAGAAACAUUUAAUUUUCUAUAUUCUGUUGCUCUUUCCCCACAUGCUGACUGUAAUCCGCGGGAGACUGAUAAACGGUGAUCUCGUUUCAAUGUUACUUGUCUUUUGUGUCCUUCCAUUGACUAGUUUUUGUGUUGUUGCAGCUUGAAAAGUGUGUGACACCAGGAAGUGCUCCUCGACGAGACUGGAGCACUAUUCAAACUGUACUUGUAGAAACUGUAGUAGAUUUGCAUUCAAAUAAACACACACACGCACACACGCACACGGAGACAAACACACUCAUGCAUGCUUAGUCAAUUGACCUCUGUACCUUCAGUUACACUUCAUUGUAAUGUAACAGCUUCGCUUCAUACAAAACGUCGCCACGCUGGAUUAAAACAUAUCUCCAGUUUUAUUUUCAUGGUCCUUGUGUUCAAACGGUGCACAGUGUCUCUGUGCGUUUUCCUCUGAACAGCUGUUUGCAAACUGUUUUAAAUGUGUUUUUUGUUCGUGUUCGCUCUCUCCUGCCAUCUCAGCUGAUCAGAACAUCGUGCAGCUUCAGAGCGACGGGUCGGUCCGGAACAAAACCGUUGAGUGAGGGGCCAUGUUUGGAUAGUGACACUGGUUCUGUUUAGUCUUCUAGACAGCAGGGGGACGAGCUAAUGGAUUGUUGUGUUCUCUCUCUCGACAUCUUUUGUAAAUAAAAGGAAAUAAAUGUUAGGUAGUUUUUUUUUUUAAGCCAAUGUGAUUUCAUUUAAAACUGUAGCAAGAGACGAUGUCAUUUCAAAGCAUUUUGAAUUGGUGCUGCAGUGGCAUGAAUGAAAGCUCAAUGAGGGAACGGGAUGCAAAUUAUUUUAGGCCAAACAUUCUUGUGUCUCUUCAGUGGAAAGUCUCUCUAUUGUGUUUCUAUAAAACAUCACUUCUCAGUUGUGCACAGACAGUUUGUGAACCGUUCAGUCCCUUUCUGCAGCCAGAGAUUCUGGCACUGAAGGUAACAACACUUCAGGUGUGCAAUAAAUAAUUUUCAUUUUG